Molecule: messenger RNA, 1323 nt
Organism: Gekko japonicus
Lineage: Eukaryota; Metazoa; Chordata; Lepidosauria; Squamata; Gekkonidae
Gene: AHSG
Product: alpha-2-HS-glycoprotein
Exons: 8
Coding region: 1-1323 (440 amino acids)
Biological process (GO): negative regulation of endopeptidase activity
Cellular component (GO): extracellular region; blood microparticle; extracellular matrix
Molecular function (GO): cysteine-type endopeptidase inhibitor activity
Source: RefSeq, a predicted model, not a curated record
AUGGCAAGGAGGCGCAACACCAGCGGCGGAUCGGAUGACGGCGGAGGUGGAGCCAGAAGGCGCAGGAACGUAGAAGCGCAGGCGCGGCGGAGCCUAAAGGACAUAGCCGGAGCCGGGCUGAUGCGAACCAUGCGCCAGAUGGGCCCGCCGGAAACAACAGCCGACUCCGAAGGCCACCGGAAGAGGAAGAGCCAAGCCGAAGCCGAGCCAAAGCCAAAAAGCCGAAGAACAGCGAGUCCCAUCAUUGGGUGCCGCAGAGCUCACCUCCUCGAUCUUUUUGCGCACGAAGCCAUGAAAUCGUUGCUCGCCCUGGUGCUCUUGGCUCAGCUCCUGAGCUGCACAGCCGACUCGGUUCCGGAAGUUCCUGCAGAAGUUGUUCCCCCCACCGUGCACAAAGUCCCCGGCUGUGAUGACCCUGAGACUGAAGCGGCAGCACGUGUAGCAGUGGCCUAUAUCAAUAAACACCUGAAGCACGGAUAUAAAGUUGACCUCAACAGGAUCGAAAAGGUCCGCUACUUUGAAAGGAGACCACAUGGAAAGAUAAUGGAUCUUGAGCUAGACGUAGUAGAGACUACAUGCCACCUUGUGGACCCAUUGCCUGCUGAAAAUUGUACAGUCAGGAAGCGGGAAGAACACGCCGUCGAAGGGGACUGUGAUGUUAAGAUGAUCGAGGUUGAUGGACACUAUAAGGUGUUGCGGACAAAAUGCCACUCCUCUCCAGAUUCAGAUGAGGAUUUCCAGAAAAGCUGCCCCAAUUGCAACCGUCUGUCACGGCUGAACGACACCGAUGUGGUGAACACAGUUCAUGCCGCACUGAAGGAGUAUAACGCUCAGAACACCACUCAUGACCACUACAAGCUCCUUGAGAUUUCUCGAGGUCAUCACUUGCAUUUGGCCAGAGGUGUCUACGCAGAGUUUGCAAUUGUCAACACCAAUUGCUCAGCCCAGCACGCGAAGGAGCAUGAGGAUGACUGCCAUGUGGCCACAGGCGAUCACCUGCACUAUGGGUUCUGCAAAGCAUCCUUUCACAAGAGCGCUGCCGAGGACGCCGCCGACCAUCACGAAGUGCACUGCACCGUCUAUGACCACCAGCCUGGAGUCCAUCACCACCACUUGAUCCAUGAGCAUGUGGAAGGGAAGCUUCCACAAGCCGGACGGGGCCACGUUCACCUUGACCUGAUCCAUUCCCACAACGACACGAUUGGGUCCCACUCCCACUCGGAUGAGGUCAUGGCUGUCGAGAAACCAGUCCCCUUGGUGAAGAGAUCGAUCCUCGCAGCAUUGCCGGAGUGUCCCGGCCGGUAUCGGCAUUACGAUCUGUAA